CAUGAAGAGUACUGUGAACUGUAAUCUUUGCUCUCCUCUACCUUAUCUCAGAUUACAAAAGUCCAGAAAACUCAAAAGAAUCCAAAUUAUCAGAGCUCAAUUGGUAGAAUUGGAAGCAAGGAGAAAGGUGAACAUACCAUUCAAAGAGUGAGGAGGAGAGACAACAGGAGAAAAUUACAUAAAACAGACCGACAGGAUUGUCAAAAUCACCUUCCCAGAUUCUUCGAGGAUUAAGUACUUGGGUGAUAAUGUCUGGCAAGCUCAUCUGAAGCCUGUCACAUUUUUCACGCUAAUGGCCAACCCCUUCUGUGAUGUCAAUAGGAAUUCCCUCCAGUUAUCUUCCAACAGGCUAGUUUUGGAUUUCGUCGGCCUUCCAGGGCUGAAUGAUGAUCUGGAUUUUAAUUUUCCUCUGCAAGGGGAACUUACUGCUAACAGAGAGACAAUUUCAUCUUUGGAAAUUAAGCAAGUUCACAGUUUUAAAGGGUGGGUCACAAUGCAAUUAAACGUGGAUCUUCCGUUCCCCUUUUCAUUGAUGCCAGAAUCUAUUGUUCUUUCUGUUGGAAACAAUAUUUUGGAUCGAAUUUUAGGGGCCAUGGAGGGAGAAUUGGUGUCAACAAUUUUAGGAGAUUAUAAUGUGUGGUGCUGUACAGUCUCUAGUCACAUAACUGGUGGUGUUCAACAGACUUUGGCCCCAUGAG
This is a messenger RNA of Cryptomeria japonica (Japanese cedar), 698 nucleotides long. RefSeq lists its product as uncharacterized. Lineage: Eukaryota; Viridiplantae; Streptophyta; Pinopsida; Cupressales; Cupressaceae. The coding region runs from base 293 to 697 and encodes 134 amino acids. The record is from RefSeq and is a predicted model, not a curated record. The transcript is spliced from 2 exons.